Molecule: messenger RNA, 14069 nt
Organism: Phyllostomus discolor (pale spear-nosed bat)
Lineage: Eukaryota; Metazoa; Chordata; Mammalia; Chiroptera; Phyllostomidae
Product: mucin-19
Exons: 96
Coding region: 173-13876 (4567 amino acids)
Cellular component (GO): extracellular matrix
Molecular function (GO): protein binding
Source: RefSeq, a predicted model, not a curated record
UGGCAUGCUCUGAUAUUUAUCUUUGUUCUGUCAUCACUAAGUUUACCACACCUAACCCAUGAUGAGAAACGGUGGUGUAUGAGUAGGUAUAAAAACUCUCGUUACAGGACUCCUUGAGCAUCUGUUUCUCCAGGAUGACUUGUCUCCAUUUCUAGGUUCCCAAAUCAUUACCAUGAAGUUGACCUCUUUGUACUUGGUUGUGACACUUUGUGUCCUCUGCAAAGAUGGUGAAGCCUCAUCUAACAGCACAGAAUCAGAAAAAGGAUCUCAUAUUCCAGAAGCAACUCCAAAAUACUCAGAAACAGAUGCCAUUAUUGGUGAAGCUUCCACUUGGGGCAAAGGAGCAUACAAAGCUUUCAACGGCCGCAUCUUCUCCUUUGAAUCGUCGUGCACGUACACUUUCUGCCGCCACUGCGCUGACUCUGGAGAUUUCAAUAUUGAGAUCAAACGGGGCAAUGAGAGUGAGAUUGAAAAAAUAACGGUUAUGAUUGACAGUAAUGACGUCUCUAUUUCUGGCGAUGCCAUCUUAGUUAAUGGAGAAAGUGUACAGCUGCCAUAUAACAAUAAGCUGAUUCACAUUAAAAAAUAUGGAGAAUAUAAUAUCUUGAAUAGCCGUAGAGGAAUUUUGUCUUUAAUGUGGGACAAAAAUAACAAGCUCUCACUCACUCUUCACAAGCAGUAUCCAACCUGUGGUCUUUGUGGUAAUUUCAACACCACUCCAGGAGAAGAUAUCAAUGAGCACAUUGCCAAUAGCAAAAUUACUGGUGAUUGCCCCAAAGCUCUUAGUAAAAACUAUGAAGUUUGUGAAGAUGGAGUACAGCACUGUAACAAAAUUAUUGGAACCUACUUUGAGAAAUGUGGAAAGGUUAAUGCUUUGUCCAGUGACUACAAAACGAUCUGCAUUGAUGAAUACUGCCGAAAAGGAGAUAAGAAGUCCGCAUGUGACACUUACUCAGAACUGUCCCGCCUUUGUGCCGCAGAUGGUCCUGGCACCUAUGAAUCCUGGAGAGAAGAUUCUGAUGUGGAUUGUGAAAAACCUAGCUGCCCAGAAAAACAUAUCUACAAAGAGUGUGGCCUCGCAAACCCUGCAACUUGUUCUAAUGUGGCUCCUUUUCAAGACAGUGAAUGUGUGAGUGGCUGUACUUGCCCAGAAGGCUAUCUAUUGGAUGAUAUUGGAGAGAAAGGGAGAUGUGUAUUGAAGGCUGAGUGUCCCUGUGAGUCUAAUGGAAAAGUCUAUCAGUCGGGAGAAGUCCGGAAAGGACCCUGUGGUUCUCAGUGCACAUGCCAGGAAGCAAAGUGGUCUUGCACCGAAGCGCUGUGUCCUGGAAGAUGUAAGGUGGAAGGAAGUUCAAUUACUACCUUUGAUGGUGAAAAAUAUAACCAUCCUGGGAACUGUCACUUUUUGGCCAUCCACGAUGAAGAUUGGUCUGUUAGUAUCGAGCUUCGUCCAUGUCCAAGUGGUCAGUCAGGCACAUGCUUAAAUAGUGUUACACUCCUCUUGAAUUCGUCUGGUUCAGUUGACAAAUAUAUAUUCAAUAGAAAUGGAACAGUCACAAAUGACAAGAUUGGAGAUCAAAAUUACUACUAUUCAGACAAAGUACAGAUAUUCAAGCCAUUUUCCUCAUACUUGCAAGUAGAAACAAACUUUCAUGUAAAAAUGCAAAUACAGAUUCUUCCCGUGAUGCAAUUAUAUGUUUCCAUGCCACCCAACCAGUUCACAGACACAGUGGGACUCUGUGGUUCCUACAACAACAGAGCUGAGGACGAUUUCAUGUCAAGUCAGAAUAUAUUGGAAAAGACAUCACAGGCAUUUGCUGAUUCUUGGGAAAUGAUGUCCUGUCCUAAAGGAAAUCCAGCUUCAUGCAUCAGUAUAGAAACAGAAAAGUUUGCUGAAAAGCACUGUGGAAUUCUUCUUGAUUCAAGUGGGCCUUUUGCUUCCUGUCAUGCAAUUGUGAAUCCUAAACCAUAUCAGGAGGAAUGCAAAAAACACACAUGUACUUGUGAAAAUAGUCAAGACUGCCUGUGUGCAAUUUUAGGCAACUAUGCAAAAGCAUGUGCCGAGAAGGGAACAUACAUAGUGGGGUGGAGAACUGGACGAUGUGAUUACUCUUGUCCAAGUGGCCUAGUUUUCAAGUACAAUGUAAAAGCCUGCAAUAGUUCUUGCCGAUCAUUGUCAGAAAGGGACAGAAGCUGCGAUAUAGAAGAUGUUCCAGUGGAUGGAUGUGCUUGCCCUGAUGGGAUGUACCAGGAUAGUGAGGGAAACUGUGUUUCCAGAUCUCAGUGUGACUGCUACAUAAACAACAAGGUCUUGAAACCAGGCAAACUCAUCCAUAUUGAAGACAAUAAAUGUGUCUGUGAGGAUGGAAUUAUUCUUUGUCAGACUCCCAUUGAUUUAAUCCAACAGAAUUGCUCUGGAGGGGCCGAGUAUGUUGGCUGCAGUGAUCCUAAGGCAAAGAGAAGAGUUGACCGUACAUGUAGCACUCGGAACAUACCUAAUUUUGAUGAGAAUUUGUCUUGCAAACGUGGGUGCUAUUGUCCGGAAGGAAUGGUUCGAAAUUCUAAAGGGCAAUGUGUCUUUCCUGAUGACUGCCCAUGCUCCUUUGGUGGACGAGACUAUGACCAAGGAAGUGUCACCUCAGUAGGCUGCAACGAAUGUACUUGCAUAAAAGGAUCUUGGAACUGUACACAAAAUGAAUGUCAAACUACCUGCCACAUCUAUGGGGAAGGUCAUGUUCAAACUUUUGAUAGAAAAACUUACAGCUUUGAUGGCCUCUGCCAGUAUUCAUUUGUUGAGGAUUACUGUGGUCAUGAAAAUGGCACAUUCCGUAUUUUAACUGAAAGUGUCCCAUGCUGUGAAGAUGGGCUCACCUGCUCAAGAAAAAUCAUCAUUGCCUUUCAGGAUCAGAAUGUCAUCUUGCAUGAUGGUAAAGUAACAGCAGUCAAAACUACAGAAAGUAGGGAAUGUGAACUCAAUGGAAAUGCAUACUCUGUACAUACUGUCGGCCUGUACUUGAUUCUGAAAUUUGUCUUUGGAGUAACCGUGAUUUGGGACAAAAACACAAGAGUGUCUGUUAUAUUGGAUCCUCAGUGGAAUGGCAAAGUGUGUGGUCUUUGUGGAAAUAGUAAUGGUGACCUCAAAGAUGAUUUCACAACACGGCACUCUUCAGUAGCCACUGGAGCACUGGAGUUUGGAAACAGUUGGAAAACUACUCAAGAAUGUUCAGACACUGUAGCUCAAACUUUCCCAUGUGACUCAAACCCAUACUGCAAAGCCUGGGCUGUGCGGAAGUGUGAGAUCAUCCGGGACAACACUUUCAGAGACUGCCAUAACAAGGUGGACCCCAGUGCUUACUACGAUGCAUGUAUCGAAGAAGCCUGUGCAUGUGACAUGGAGGGGAAGUACUUGGGAUUCUGCACGGCUGUGGCUAUGUAUGCAGAGGCAUGUAGUGCUGUUGGGGUCUGUGUCACAUGGAGAAAACCGGAUCUUUGUCCCGUCUACUGCGAUUAUUACAAUGCUCCUGGAGAAUGCAGCUGGCACUACGAACCUUGUGGGACAGUGACAGCAAAAACAUGCAAAGAUCGAGUUAUUGGUCAGAAAUUUUCUGCACUUUUAGAAGGCUGUUAUGCUAAGUGCCCAGACAGUGCUCCUUAUCUGGAUGAGAACACUAUGAAAUGCGUCAGUUUAUCUGAGUGCAGCUGCUUCUACAACGACGUCAUACCAGCGGGUGGAGUGAUCCAAGACAACUGUGGGAGAACCUGCUAUUGCAUCGCAGGAGAGUUGGUGUGUAGUGGAACUCCGUCUCCAAAUUCAACAUCUACAGUUUCAACUACAACAGCUACCUCCAUAUUAAGCAACGAAACAGCAAUCCCACUGGUAACCAGUAGCUCAGGCACAGUGUCUUCCAUUUCAGGGAGUACAACAUCAAGCAGUGAAACAAUAGGUGUUACAGGAACUCAGUUUCCCAUCACUGUCACAGCUGGAAGUGCAGGAACGACAGAAGUAGUGGGUCCCCUCUUCACCAGUCCUUGGCAUGUAUCAGGGACCACAGGAGCAUCAGCAGAUGCAACAACAGAAGCCAAAACCAACAUUACAGGCAACACAGGCUUCAGAGAUGCUGGAUCAGGGGCCCCUACUGUACCAGCGAUAGAACCCAAAGAAGACACUACACCCAGAGAACCAAGCACAGGAGCAGCAAGCCCAGGAAAUUCAGGCGCCUCAGGAGAAUCAGAGGCCUUCACAAUAGCAGCUGGGAUCGAAGGCACCACUGGAGGCUCAACUGCCCCAGGCACAGCCUCUGGAGGGACAACUGGACAAUCAGCUGAAGGAUCAGAUGCUACAACAGUACCAUCCUCUGGAGUGACAGGAAUAUUGGGACCAACAUCUGGAGGAUCAAGAAAAACUGAACGACCAUCUGAAGUAACUGGGACUAAGGAAACAAUAGCAGGAAUGACAGGGACAACUAGGACAUCACUUGGGAAAUCAGGAACAAUUCAAUCAUCUGCUGAAGGAACAGGGACACUGUCAUCUUCUACAGAAUUAGGAAAAUCUGCAACAUCAGCUGCAGUGGCAGAAACAACUGUCCCAUCAAGUGGAGGGUCCAUCACCACAGGAUCAUCAUCUGGAUCAAGAGGAACAACGAGAUCAUCUGUUGCAGCUGGAUCAGGGGCCCCUACUGUACCAGCGAUAGAACCCAAAGAAGACACUACACCCAGAGAACCAAGCACAGGAGCAGCAAGCCCAGGAAAUUCAGGCGCCUCAGGAGAAUCAGAGGCCUUCACAAUAGCAGCUGGGAUCGAAGGCACCACUGGAGGCUCAACUGCCCCAGGCACAGCCUCUGGAGGGACAACUGGACAAUCAGCUGAAGGAUCAGAUGCUACAACAGUACCAUCCUCUGGAGUGACAGGAAUAUUGGGACCAACAUCUGGAGGAUCAAGAAAAACUGAACGACCAUCUGAAGUAACUGGGACUAAGGAAACAAUAGCAGGAAUGACAGGGACAACUAGGACAUCACUUGGGAAAUCAGGAACAAUUCAAUCAUCUGCUGAAGGAACAGGGACACUGUCAUCUUCUACAGAAUUAGGAAAAUCUGCAACAUCAGCUGCAGUGGCAGAAACAACUGUCCCAUCAAGUGGAGGGUCCAUCACCACAGGAUCAUCAUCUGGAUCAAGAGGAACAACGAGAUCAUCUGUUGCAGGUUCAGACACAACUGGACAUACAUCAAACACAAAUGAAGAAGGAACUGGAAUGCCAGGGAUAACUGGAUCAUCAUCUGAAUCAUCAUCAACCACAGGCCCAUCUACUGGAGAAGCAGGAUCAGCAGGAACACCUUCCGGAGGUUCAGGAACCACUGCAUCAUCACCUGAAAAGUCAGGGACCACUGGACCAUCAGCUGGAGGUGCAGGAACGAGUGGUCCAGGAGCUGGAGCUGGAGUGUCAGGAAGCCCUGGAGUAACACCUGGAGGGUCAGGGACCACUGGUUCAGCUGCUGGACUUCCAGGCACAGCUGGGUCAACUCAAGCAGGAUCUGGGACACGUGGACCAUCAGCUGGAGGAUCAGGGACCACAGGCCCAUCUACUGGAGAAGCAGGAUCAGCAGGAACACCUUCCGGAGGUUCAGGAACCACUGCAUCAUCACCUGAAAAGUCAGGGACCACUGGACCAUCAGCUGGAGGUGCAGGAACGAGUGGUCCAGGAGCUGGAGUGUCAGGAAGCCCUGGAGUAACACCUGGAGGGUCAGGGACCACUGGUUCAGCUGCUGGACUUCCAGGGACCACAGGCCCAUCUACUGGAGAAGCAGGAUCAGCAGGAACACCUUCCGGAGGUUCAGGAACCACUGCAUCAUCACCUGAAAAGUCAGGGACCACUGGACCAUCAGCUGGAGGUGCAGGAACGAGUGGUCCAGGAGCUGGAGUGUCAGGAAGCCCUGGAGUAACACCUGGAGGGUCAGGGACCACUGGUUCAGCUGCUGGACUUCCAGGCACAGCUGGGUCAACUCAAGCAGGAUCUGGGACACGUGGACCAUCAGCUGGAGGAUCAGGGACCACAGGCCCAUCUACUGGAGAAGCAGGAUCAGCAGGAACACCUUCCGGAGGUUCAGGAACCACUGCAUCAUCACCUGAAAAGUCAGGGACCACUGGACCAUCAGCUGGAGGUGCAGGAACGAGUGGUCCAGGAGCUGGAGUGUCAGGAAGCCCUGGAGUAACACCUGGAGGGUCAGGGACCACUGGUUCAGCUGCUGGACUUCCAGGCACAGCUGGGUCAACUCAAGCAGGAUCUGGGACACGUGGACCAUCCGCUGGAGGAUCAGGGACCACAGGCCCAUCUACUGGAGAAGCAGGAUCAGCAGGAACACCUUCCGGAGGUUCAGGAACCACUGCAUCAUCACCUGAAAAGUCAGGGACCACUGGACCAUCAGGUUCAGGAACCACUGCAUCAUCACCUGAAAAGUCAGGGACCACUGGACCAUCAGCUGGAGGUGCAGGAACGAGUGGUCCAGGAGCUGGAGUGUCAGGAAGCCCUGGAGUAACACCUGGAGGGUCAGGGACCACUGGAUCUGGGACACGUGGACCAUCCGCUGGAGGAUCAGGGAGCACAGGCCCAUCUACUGGAGAAGCAGGAUCAGCAGGAACACCUUCCGGAGGUUCAGGAACCACUGCAUCAUCACCUGAAAAGUCAGGGACCACUGGACCAUCAGCUGGAGGUGCAGGAACGAGUGGUCCAGGAGCUGGAGUGUCAGGAAGCCCUGGAGUAACACCUGGAGGGUCAGGGACCACUGGUUCAGCUGCUGGACUUCCAGGCACAGCUGGGUCAACUCAAGGAGGAUCUGGGACCCCUGGACCUUCCGCUGGAGGAUCAGGGACCACUGGCCCAUCUACUGGAGAAUCAGGGACCACUGGACCAUCAGCUGGAGGUGCAGGAACGAGUGGUCCAGGAGCUGGAGUGUCAACCACUGGUUCAGCUGCUGGACUUCCAGGCACAGCUGGGUCAACUCAAGCAGGAUCUGGGACACGUGGACCAUCAGCUGGAGGAUCAGGGACCACAGGCCCAUCUACUGGAGAAGCAGGAUCAGCAGGAACACCUUCCGGAGGUUCAGGAACCACUGCAUCAUCACCUGAAAAGUCAGGGACCACUGGACCAUCAGCUGGAGGUGCAGGAACGAGUGGUCCAGGAGCUGGAGUGUCAGGAAGCCCUGGAGUAACACCUGGAGGGUCAGGGACCACUGGUUCAGCUGCUGGACUUCCAGGCACAGCUGGGUCAACUCAAGCAGGAUCUGGGACACGUGGACCAUCCGCUGGAGGAUCAGGGACCACAGGCCCAUCUACUGGAGAAGCAGGAUCAGCAGGAACACCUUCCGGAGGUUCAGGAACCACUGCAUCAUCACCUGAAAAGUCAGGGACCACUGGACCAUCAGCUGGAGGUGCAGGAACGAGUGGUCCAGGAGCUGGAGUGUCAGGAAGCCCUGGAGUAACACCUGGAGGGUCAGGGACCACUGGUUCAGCUGCUGGACUUCCAGGCACAGCUGGGUCAACUCAAGCAGGAUCUGGGACACGUGGACCAUCAGCUGGAGGAUCAGGGACCACAGGCCCAUCUACUGGAGAAGCAGGAUCAGCAGGAACACCUUCCGGAGGUUCAGGAACCACUGCAGCAUCACCUGAAAAGUCAGGGACCACUGGACCAUCAGCUGGAGGUGCAGGAACGAGUGGUCCAGGAGCUGGAGUGUCAGGAAGCCCUGGAGUAACACCUGGAGGGUCAGGGACCACUGGUUCAGCUGCUGGACUUCCAGGCACAGCUGGGUCAACUCAAGCAGGAUCUGGGACACGUGGACCAUCCGCUGGAGGAUCAGGGACCACAGGCCCAUCUACUGGAGAAGCAGGAUCAGCAGGAACACCUUCCGGAGGUUCAGGAACCACUGCAUCAUCACCUGAAAAGUCAGGGACCACUGGACCAUCAGCUGGAGGUGCAGGAACGAGUGGUCCAGGAGCUGGAGUGUCAGGAAGCCCUGGAGUAACACCUGGAGGGUCAGGGACCACUGGUUCAGCUGCUGGACUUCCAGGCACAGCUGGGUCAACUCAAGCAGGAUCUGGGACACGUGGACCAUCCGCUGGAGGAUCAGGGACCACAGGCCCAUCUACUGGAGAAGCAGGAUCAGCAGGAACACCUUCCGGAGGUUCAGGAACCACUGCAUCAUCACCUGAAAAGUCAGGGACCACUGGACCAUCAGCUGGAGUGUCAGGAAGCCCUGGAGUAACACCUGGAGGGUCAGGGACCACUGGUUCAUGGUCCACCCGACUCCCCUUCCCUUCACACAGUGAUCAUCAAAGUGUGCUUCCCAAUCCAACAGCAUCUACUUGUCCUGAGAACAUUUCAGAAAUGCAGCUCUCGAGGUCCACCUCUGUAGAGCAAUCAGAAGCACUUAAGAGUGGAACCCAGCACACUGGAUCAGGGGCCCCUACUGUACCAGCGAUAGAACCCAAAGAAGACACUACACCCAGAGAACCAAGCACAGGAGCAGCAAGCCCAGGAAAUUCAGGCGCCUCAGGAGAAUCAGAGGCCUUCACAAUAGCAGCUGGGAUCGAAGGCACCACUGGAGGCUCAACUGCCCCAGGCACAGCCUCUGGAGGGACAACUGGACAAUCAGCUGAAGGAUCAGAUGCUACAACAGUACCAUCCUCUGGAGUGACAGGAAUAUUGGGACCAACAUCUGGAGGAUCAAGAAAAACUGAACGACCAUCUGAAGUAACUGGGACUAAGGAAACAAUAGCAGGAAUGACAGGGACAACUAGGACAUCACUUGGGAAAUCAGGAACAAUUCAAUCAUCUGCUGAAGGAACAGGGACACUGUCAUCUUCUACAGAAUUAGGAAAAUCUGCAACAUCAGCUGCAGUGGCAGAAACAACUGUCCCAUCAAGUGGAGGGUCCAUCACCACAGGAUCAUCAUCUGGAUCAAGAGGAACAACGAGAUCAUCUGUUGCAGGUUCAGACACAACUGGACAUACAUCAAACACAAAUGAAGAAGGAACUGGAAUGCCAGGGAUAACUGGAUCAUCAUCUGAAUCAUCAUCAACCACUGGUUCAGCUGCUGGACUUCCAGGCACAGCUGGGUCAACUCAAGCAGGAUCUGGGACACGUGGACCAUCAGCUGGAGGAUCAGGGACCACAGGCCCAUCUACUGGAGAAGCAGGAUCAGCAGGAACACCUUCCGGAGGUUCAGGAACCACUGCAGCAUCACCUGAAAAGUCAGGGACCACUGGACCAUCAGCUGGAGGUGCAGGAACGAGUGGUCCAGGAGCUGGAGUGUCAGGAAGCCCUGGAGUAACACCGGGAGGGUCAGGGACCACUGGUUCAGCUGCUGGACUUCCAGGCACAGCUGGGUCAACUCAAGCAGGAUCUGGGACACGUGGACCAUCCGCUGGAGGAUCAGGGAGCACAGGCCCAUCUACUGGAGAAGCAGGAUCAGCAGGAACACCUUCCGGAGGUUCAGGAACCACUGCAGCAUCACCUGAAAAGUCAGGGACCACUGGACCAUCAGCUGGAGGUGCAGGAACGAGUGGUCCAGGAGCUGGAGUGUCAGGAAGCCCUGGAGUAACACCUGGAGGGUCAGGGACCACUGGCCCAUCUACUGGAGAAGCAGGAUCAGCAGGAACACCUUCCGGAGGUUCAGGAACCACUGCAGCAUCACCUGAAAAGUCAGGGAGCACUGGACCAUCAGCUGGAGGUGCAGGAACGAGUGGUCCAGGAGCUGGAGUGUCAGGAAGCCCUGGAGUAACACCUGGAGGGUCAGGGACCACUGGUUCAGCUGCUGGACUUCCAGGCACAGCUGGGUCAACUCAAGCAGGAUCUGGGACACGUGGACCAUCCGCUGGAGGAUCAGGGAGCACAGGCCCAUCUACUGGAGAAGCAGGAUCAGCAGGAACACCUUCCGGAGGUUCAGGAACCACUGCAUCAUCACCUGAAAAGUCAGGGACCACUGGACCAUCAGCUGGAGGUGCAGGAACGAGUGGUCCAGGAGCUGGAGUGUCAGGAAGCCCUGGAGUAACACCGGGAGGGUCAGGGACCACUGGUUCAGCUGCUGGACUUCCAGGCACAGCUGGGUCAACUCAAGCAGGAUCUGGGACACGUGGACCAUCCGCUGGAGGAUCAGGGAGCACAGGCCCAUCUACUGGAGAAGCAGGAUCAGCAGGAACACCUUCCGGAGGUUCAGGAACCACUGCAUCAUCACCUGAAAAGUCAGGGAGCACUGGACCAUCAGCUGGAGGUGCAGGAACGAGUGGUCCAGGAGCUGGAGUGUCAGGAAGCCCUGGAGUAACACCUGGAGGGUCAGGGACCACUGGUUCAGCUGCUGGACUUCCAGGCACAGCUGGGUCAACUCAAGCAGGAUCUGGGACACGUGGACCAUCAGCUGGAGGAUCAGGGACCACAGGCCCAUCUACUGGAGAAUCAGGGACCACUGGACCAUCAGCUGGAGGUGCAGGAACGAGUGGUCCAGGAGCUGGAGUGUCAGGAAGCCCUGGAGUAACACCGGGAGGGUCAGGGACCACUGGUUCAGCUGCUGGACUUCCAGCAGUAAGUACAGUUGUUUUAAACAGGGCUAUGAAGGUUUUCUCCUCAAGUGAGUGCCAUCCAGAAAUGUUUGUGCUUUUCCGUGAUGACAUAGUAAUUAAAAUAGAGAAUCGGCCUUUAGAAACAGCAGCUGGAUCAGGGGCCCCUACUGCACCAGCGAUAGAACCCAAAGAAGACACUACGCCCAGAGAACCAAGCACAGGAGCAGCAAGCCCAGGAAAUUCAGGUACUCCUGGUGUCGUCCCUGGAAAAACUCUGGAACCUGGAACUUACACCACAGAUAAUAUGCACGGAUACUCUAUAAUAACCAUUCUACCUGGGAGUUCCCACACUGAUAGGUUAGCAAGAAGAAAUCUCAAUACUUUACCUCCUAAUAUAGUUUGUAGAUCUGCUUGGCACAGUGUCAAUGUAAUUGUCUCCUUGUAUGUUCCAUCCUCCGACCUCACCACACCCAUCUUCUGCCUUCAGAGGCCACGACGUCGACAGAAGGCAGCGGCUCUUCUGGCGGUUGGUCUUCUGGUAGUGGAUCCAGUCCCGGUACCACUGGGGCUACCUCAGGCACAGCUGUUAGCCCGGGCACUUCCAACCCAGGUACCACCGGGCUUGCCCCUGGAGCCACCAGCGGCUCGCCAAAUGGCCAGCCAGGUGCCACAGGGCAAUACCCGAGGACAACCCUUCUACCCGGGAGCUCCCACACUGAGGCCACGACGUCGACAGAAGGCAGGGGCUCUUCUGGCGGUUGGUCUUCUGGCAGUGGAUCCAGUCCCGGUACCACUGGGGCUACCUCAGGCACAGCUGUUAGCCCGGGCACUUCCAACCCAGGUACCACCGGGCUUGCCCCUGGAGCCACCAGCGGCUCGCCAAAUGGUCAGCGAGGUAGGUUAUGAGAGUGUGCGAGUCCCAGAGGUCCAUCUCCUCAACAAUACAAGAAUAUCAAAAAUCCCCAAAGAUAGUAGACCUGCUUGGCACAGUGUCAAUGUAGUUGUCCUCUCGUAUGCUAAAUCCUCCGACCUCACCACUCCCCAUCUUCUACCUUUAGAGGCCACGACGUCGACAGAAGGCAGCGGCUCUUCUGGCGGUUGGUCUUCUGGCAGUGGAUCCAGUCCCGGUACCACUGGGGCUACCUCAGGCACAGCUGUUAGCCCGGGCACUUCCAACCCAGACGCCACAGAAAUCCUCGCAGAAAGUGAAACAACCCAAGACGGAGUAGUUACAGGUACCACCGGGCUUGCCCCUGGAGCCACCAGCGGCUCGCCAAAUGGUCAGCCAGAGGCCACGACGUCGACAGAAGGCAGCGGCUCUUCUGGCGGUUGGUCUUCUGGCAGUGGAUCCAGUCCCGGUACCACUGGGGCUACCUCAGGCACAGCUGUUAGCCCGGGCACUUCCAACCCAGACGCCACAGAAAUCCUCGCAGAAAGUGAAACAACCCAAGACGGAGUAGUUACAGGUACCACCGGGCUUGCCCCUGGAGCCACCAGCGGCUCGCCAAAUGGUCAGCCAGAGGCCACGACGUCGACAGAAGGCAGCGGCUCUUCUGGCGGUUGGUCUUCUGGCAGUGGAUCCAGUCCCGGUACCACUGGGGCUACCUCAGGCACAGCUGUUAGCCCGGGCACUUCCAACCCAGACGCCACAGAAAUCCUCGCAGAAAGUGAAACAACCCAAGACGGAGUAGUUACAGGUACCACCGGGCUUGCCCCUGGAGCCACCAGCGGCUCGCCAAAUGGUCAGCCAGGCAGUUCUAUCACACCAGGGAGUCCAGGGUUGGGGAGUGAAACAGUUGAAGGUGACAUGAGGUCUCCUUUCUUUUUCACUGAGAUAUAUGGGAAAGGAAUCUCCAGUAGCCUCAGUGCCACAAGGGGAUUCUCUGAGACAACCAUUAUCCCUGGGAGUUACCAGACAGAGGCCACGACGUUAACAGAUGGCAUCGGCAGUCCCAGCACGGGAGCCAGACCUGGCACCACUAGGCUAGCCCUUGGCACAACUGUUGCCCCUGGCAGUUCCAACACAGGGGCCACAACUUCUGUAGAAGAUGGUAGAACAAGAGUUGGAAUAAUUACAGAAGCCACGACUCACACAGGAGGCAGUGGGACUACCCAGGGAAAACUGCCAGGAGGUAUCACUGAAGAGUUUCCUGGGACGACGAUUACAUUUGGAGGUUUUAACACAGGUACCACUACAGCAGCUUCUCGCACUGCAGUUGAACCUGGGAGUUCAAACACAGAAGCUACAUCGCCCUCUAGAGGCAGUGGAACCACAGGAAUCAAUACAGGUGAGCUGGUGGACUUCUUUACCCCUCUGCUUUCUGAUGACACUGCUCUACUGGAGUGGCCCCUGGCAGGACCGUCUCACCUGGAAGUUCCAACACAGAGGCUUCUCCUCAGUGUCAAAUGGAAUAAAAACAAGCCCAAAAGUGGAUGUACUGGAAUGAAUUGUCUAAUCCACACAAAGCUUUCCUUGAGGAUGAAUUUGUGUGGUUAUCUGUACACUCACAUAUGCAGAAACUUGAUAUGCAUACGUGUCAUUCUAAUAAAUAACAUGACAAUGCCAUCCUUUCACUUCUUUUCAGAAACCAUGGUAGUAGCCACAGGAAAUCAAGAAACUGGAAAUAAAACAGGAUGCCCAGCAUCACUUCCACCACCUCCAGUUUGCCAUGGCCCACUGGGAGAAGAGAAAUCCCCUGGAGACAUCUGGACUGCUAAUUGCCACAAAUGCACCUGUACCAAUGCAAAUGCUGUAAAGUGUAAGCCCAAGGAAUGCCCUUCUCCACCCACAUGCAAAACUGCAGAGAGGCUUGUGAAGUUCAAAGAUAAUGACACCUGUUGUGAAAUUGGAUACUGUGAACCAAGAACAUGUUUAUUUAACAAUACCAACUAUGAGAUUGGUGCUUCAUUUGAGGACCCCCAGAACCCCUGUGUCUCCUAUUCCUGCAAUGAGGCUGGUUUGGUUGCAGUGGUUCAAGACUGCCCAAGGCAGACCUGGUGUGCGGAAGUAAACCGAGUCUAUGAUUCAAAAAAAUGUUGCUAUACAUGUAAUACUAGUUGCAGGACUUCACUGGUGAAUGUCACUGUUAAGUACAAUGGUUGCAAGAAAAGACUUGAGAUGGCAAGAUGUGUAGGGGAAUGCAAAAGGACCAUCAGGUACAAUUAUGAUACCUUUCAGUUGGAAAAUUCCUGCCUUUGCUGCCAAGAUGAAAUGUAUGAGUACAGAGAAAUUAUUCUUGACUGCCCCGAUGGCAGUACGUUGGCUUACAGAUAUAGGCACAUCACAAAGUGUUCUUGCUUAGACAAGUGCCAUACGUCUUCAUCUAUGUCCUGACAGGCCACUUAAUGUUAACAUUGCCUUUCCGGUUGUAACUUGCAGGCAUUUAUUUUACAAGUGAACAAAACUAAUCACCCACUUGUGAGAAUAACUAAAGAUCUGUAUCUCAAUCAAAAGGUGAAUUCUCAUUCUAAGACAUUUUCUUCUGCCGUUGACCCAAUCUGGAAAAAUAAAUAUAAUUUUGCAAGCA